This is a messenger RNA of Corylus avellana, 2754 nucleotides long. RefSeq names its product fimbrin-1. Gene Ontology annotation, molecular function: actin filament binding. Gene Ontology annotation, biological process: actin filament bundle assembly; actin filament network formation. The record is from RefSeq and is a predicted model, not a curated record. Lineage: Eukaryota; Viridiplantae; Streptophyta; Magnoliopsida; Fagales; Betulaceae. Gene Ontology annotation, cellular component: actin filament bundle; cytoplasm; actin filament.
AAGUGAUAGAUAAUGAACUCCACUUAAGGGUUGGAGACAAACCACAAAGACACAAGUCAGAUUACAAUUCAAUACCCCAACUAAUCUCUGGACUCUUGGUUUAUACUAGGCUUACAACCCACUACUCACAACACAUUUAGUAACCACCCAUGAUACACACUAGCCCAUAACACAUAACUACCCACUAACAUAACAUAACAGCUGAAUACUAACUACCCAUGUAGCACUAACAUAAACAAGGAUAAUAACUACCCACUAAGCUACUACCCCCCACUUCCUUGAUGCAUGCCCUUCUAGGAAUUACUCCAUGAUUUUCACUAUCAGCGUGUGUGUGUGUGUCUCUCUGUGGUGUGCAUUGUGUGUAUUACGAUUGAAGCAACUAAGGAACGCUCAAAAACUCUGAAGGACACAUCCGGUUUCAAGGUUUUUCAGAGAGAUGUCGAGUUUUGUGGGUGUUUUGGUUUCCGAUCAAUGGCUUCAAAGCCAGUUCACACAGGUCGAGCUUCUCAGCCUCAAAAACAAAUUUAUUGCAGUGAAGAAACAGAAUGGUAUAGUUACAGUUGGAGAUUUGCCGCCUUUGAUGGUGAAGCUAAAGCCAUUUAAGGAGUUCACUGAGGAGGAGAUUAGGGGGAUUUUGGGCGAAUCGGGUUCUGUUUUGAGUGAAGAGACGGAUUUUGAAGCAUUCCUUAGGGCAUAUUUGAAUUUGCAAGGUCGAGCUACAUUAAAAUUGGGUAGUUCAAAAAACUCUUCGUCAUUCCUUAAGGCUGCCAUAACUACUCUCCUUCACACAAUCAGUCAAUCAGAGAAAGUAUCAUACGUUGCUCACAUAAACAGCUAUCUUGGGGAUGAUCCAUUUCUACAGCAAUAUCUUCCAUUAGAUCCAGCUACAAAUGAUCUAUUUGAUCUUGCAAAAGACGGGGUCCUUCUAUGUAAGCUUAUCAAUGUUGCUGUGCCUGGCACAAUAGAUGAGCGGGCUAUCAACACCAAAAGGGUACUCAACCCGUGGGAGAGAAAUGAGAACCAUACUCUUUGCCUCAACUCUGCAAAGGCCAUUGGCUGCACAGUAGUGAACAUUGGCACACAAGACUUGGUUGAAGGAAGACCUCAUUUGGUAUUAGGUUUGAUAUCCCAAAUUAUAAAGAUACAACUGUUGGCAGAUCUCAACCUUAAGAAGACACCUCAGCUUGUGGAACUGGUGGAUGACAGCAAUGAUGUUGAAGAGCUUUUGAGUUUACCCCCUGACAAGGUUUUAUUGAAAUGGAUGAAUUUCCAUCUUCAGAAAGCAGGUUAUAAGAAACCUGUUACAAAUUUUUCUUCUGAUUUGAAGGAUGGAGAGGCUUAUGCUUACCUGUUAAAUGUUCUGGCUCCAGAACACUGCAGUCCAUCCACAUUGGAUACCAAGGAUCCCAAUGAAAGAGCGAAACUGGUACUUGAUCAUGCAGAGAGAAUGAAUUGCAAAAGAUACUUGGCUCCAAAUGACAUUGUUGAGGGCUCAUCAAAUUUAAAUCUUGGAUUUGUGGCACAAAUUUUUCAUCAAAGGAAUGGCCUCUCAACAGACAGCAAAAAGAUUUCCUAUGCUGAGAUGAUGACAGAUGAUGUACAAACUUCUAGAGAUGAAAGAUGCUUUCGGCUGUGGAUCAACAGUCUUGGACUUGCUACUUAUGUCAAUAAUGUGUUUGAGGAUGUCAGAAAUGGAUGGUUACUUCUAGAAGUUCUUGACAAGGUUUCUCCUGGAUCAGUUAACUGGAAGCAGGCAUCAAAGCCUCCAAUUAAGAUGCCAUUUAGAAAAGUAGAGAACUGCAAUCAAGUUAUAAAGAUUGGGAAGCAGAUGAAAUUUUCACUAGUGAAUUUAGCUGGAAAUGAUAUUGUACAAGGAAAUAAAAAGCUCAUACUUGCCUUCCUGUGGCAGUUGAUGAGGUUUAAUAUGCUUCAACUUUUGAAGAACUUAAGAUCUCAUUCCCAAGGAAAGGAGUUGACAGAUGCUGAUAUAAUAAAUUGGGCAAACAACAAAGUUAAAAGCACAGGCAGAGCUUCUCAAAUACGGAGUUUUAAGGAUAAGAGCUUGUCAAAUGGAAUAUUCUUCCUUGAGCUUCUUAGUGCGGUGGAGCCUAGGGUUGUCAAUUGGAACCUUGUUACCAAGGGAGAAAGUGAUGAAGAAAAGAGGUUGAAUGCCACAUAUAGCAUCAGUGUUGCACGAAAACUUGGUUGUUCCAUUUUCUUGUUGCCUGAGGACAUCAUGGAGGUGAACCAGAAGAUGCUUCUCAUCCUUACGGCUAGUAUCAUGUACUGGAGCCUGCAAAAAGCAGCUGAAGAGGCUGAUUCUUAUCCAUCCCCUGCUGAUGGGUCUUCUUGUUCGACUAUCACCGAUGCAUCCCCGGCUCCAUCAAUUAGCGGCGAGGAUGAAAUCUCCUCCCUUUGUGGUGAAGUUUCAAACUUUAGUAUCGAUGAUGCUGCCUCUGACACUACUGUCUCCUCACUGGUUGAGAACGACAUGGCUUCUGUGGGAGAAUAAACUAUGAAUUGCUAUAGUGCUUACCUCCAUAGGAUUAGUUUUAGGCAGAAAUGAAAAGAAAAAAAGAAAAGAAAAAGGUGAAUAUUGGUAGAUUUUCAGCACCGCUAAGUGCUCUAGGAAAAGCAAAUGUGCUUGUAAACCAACGGGUGGAAGAAGAGGAAAGAGCGAAAAACUUUGUAGAAACAGUUUACUGUUUGAAAUAGAAAGAGAUGUUUCUCGCAGAAAGAAGAGAAGGAGAAGAG